Penicillium cosmopolitanum is the source of this 1758-nucleotide messenger RNA. RefSeq names its product Zn(II)2Cys6 transcription factor domain-containing protein. Gene Ontology annotation, molecular function: zinc ion binding; DNA-binding transcription factor activity, RNA polymerase II-specific. Gene Ontology annotation, biological process: regulation of DNA-templated transcription. Lineage: Eukaryota; Fungi; Ascomycota; Eurotiomycetes; Eurotiales; Aspergillaceae. The record is from RefSeq and is a predicted model, not a curated record. The transcript is spliced from 3 exons. The coding region runs from base 1 to 1758 and encodes 585 amino acids.
AUGGUAUACUGCGGCAAACCAAGCAAAGGAUGUGGUCACUGUCGGUCAAGAAAGAUUCGCUGUGACCAGGUUCGGCCGGCCUGUUCGCAAUGCGUGCGGGCCAAGCGGGACUGCCCCGGCUACAGGGAUCAGCUAUCUCUAAUGUUUCGCGAUGAGAGUAGUUCAGUGGUGAAGAAAGCCUCAGCGGGGUCAAGUACAUCCGUUUCGUCGGCUUCUUCAUCCUCUAGGCCAAAAAAGUCCCCUGGGCGAUCGCCUCGCACGGCUUCCCCAGAUGGGAACUCUCAGUCGGACUCCUCUCCGGAAGAGGCGUCUUACACUAGUCUGUUCGAUUUCAACGCCGACCCACUGUCUGGGCCACUGAUACAGCAGUUGCAACAGCCAUGGCAAAUCCCCAUGGAGGUUCAACCGGUUAGCAUACCCUCGCAGGAAGAAGCAAUCAGCUUCCUCUUUCGAUCCAAUGCCAUACCGGGGAGCUUUUGGAUGAGUGACUUCGUGACCAAAUUCUUGGCGCAGGCCGGUAGCCAAGUGGGUGCCCAAGCGAUGCGGGCCAGUAUGACCGCUGUCGCAUCGGCCAUGCUUUGCCGCGUGAGGAAGAUGACCCCUCUUCGAGAUGUGGCGAGGAAGGAAUACGUCAAUGCCUUAAACCUUCUCAAUAUAGCCCUUGCGGAUACAGAAGAAGCCAAAACCAAUCAAGCAUUGGGGGCUGUUGUGCUGCUUGCUAUAUAUGAGCUUGUCACAGCACGUGCCCCACGGGAUAUCGCUUUAUGGACAAACCACAUAUCUGGCGCCACUGCUUUACUCGACUUGCGAGGCACUGAUCAACUUAAGACCGAAGCUGGCAUUCGUCUUUUUCUGCAUUUAAGAUAUCAAAUUAUCAUCAGUUGCAUACAGCGGGAUUGUCACGUACCCGAAUCACUCAUGGAAUGUACAAAGUUGUCCAUGCUCUUGCGACCAGGAGAAGCCUACAGUAAUAAGUUGAUUAUUCUUAUUGGCAAACUGUCCAAUCUGCGAGCAGAUAUCCAGCUCAAAAUCCUCACCGACGACCAGGACAUCAUUGCAGCAGCAUCGGCCAUUGAGGCGGAAAUAGUUGCCUGGUUGGCGGCACUUCCACCUAGUCUCUCCUAUGAAACCCUCACUAAAUCUCCUUAUGAUUUUCUCUUCCAAGAACGCUGCCGAGGCCUUCGCCCCUUUGACGACAAAUAUCACGUCUACCCAAAUUUCUGGGUUUGCAACGUAUGGAACCAGUAUCGCUGUGCGCGUAUCAUCGUCAGCGAACUGAUACUCUCUCAUAUGUGGAAAAUUUCAGACAGCUCCAAGCUCGAAAUGUCGGACGAAUUCCAGGUUCACUGCAAGAAUAUUCGAGCCACCAUCUGGCGCCUGGCCGUUGAUAUUUGUCGGAGUGUGCCUUAUCACCUGGGUGCACACCAAAAAGACGCCUCUCCUAAUUGCCCACCUCCGGAGAGUUACCUGGGUGGGCUGACGUUGCUUUGGCCGCUGUUCUUGGCUGGUGUGGUCGAGAACCCUAGUCAUUCCCUCCGUCGGUGGGUUGUGGAUGCCCUUAAGAUGAUUGGAAACGCGAUGGGUAUCGACCAGGCCCUUGCUUUGAUGGAUAUGGUCGCCGCAGACCCGGGCGUCCUUCAUUUUGAGGAUGGAGUGCCUAGCCAGGAUGUCUCGAUAGCGAGCUCAACCCAAAAGGACCCUGUGGCGCUGCUCGAUAUGCCCUAUGAGGAUAUUCCUGCAUCUGAGGCAGAUUUCUGA